This is a messenger RNA of Nymphaea colorata (pocket water lily), 923 nucleotides long. RefSeq names its product ethylene-responsive transcription factor 9-like. Gene Ontology annotation, biological process: regulation of DNA-templated transcription. Lineage: Eukaryota; Viridiplantae; Streptophyta; Magnoliopsida; Nymphaeales; Nymphaeaceae. The transcript has a single exon. The record is from RefSeq and is a predicted model, not a curated record. Bases 159 to 734 code for a protein of 191 amino acids. Gene Ontology annotation, molecular function: DNA-binding transcription factor activity; DNA binding.
CGUGACUGACUUUCUCUCUCUCUCAAGAUACCCUCCUCUCUCUCUAAAAGAUAUCGGAAGGAUUUCUCUUUCUCUCUCUAAGACCAGUAGAGAGAGAAGGAGGAGAGGGCGGGUUGGUUCUUCACCGGUCAGGGUUUGCUGGCUUUGUUUCUUUAGCCAUGGCGGUGGACACGCUCCACAUGCUGAAGGACUCCGGGGUCGGGAGGGCGAUGGCGCCGGAGAAGGACGUCCCUGUUCCGGUUCCUGCCGUGGCACCUCCUGUGGCGGCCAAGGAGACGCACUUCCGCGGCGUUCGGAAGCGCCCGUGGGGGCGGUUCGCGGCGGAGAUCAGGGACCCGUGGAAGAAGACGCGCAAGUGGCUCGGGACCUUCGACACCGCGGAGGAGGCGGCGCGGGCCUACGACAACGCCGCCCGCAACCUCCGCGGUCCCAAGGCCAAGACGAACUUCGCGGUCGCUGGCGACGAGGGCGGAUCGCCGGAGCCCCCAGCGAGGGCGGCAGCAGUAGCGGCGGCGGCGUCGGUCGAGCAGCUGGAGCAACAAUGGCGGGCGUUUUACGGAGUGAGGUCGCGUGACGUCUACGGUGGGCUGGGGCCGGCGUCGGCUGCACCGUUGGUGGUCAUAUCGGGGAAGGCGCCGGAGUUCCGGUUCGAGGUGGGGAAGGGCGACGACGGGAAGGCGAAGGAGAAGCGGCCUUUCCUCUUCGACCUCAACCUUCCUCCUCCCCUCGUCUGAGAGAUCGUCUUCCUCCCUUUCUUUUUUGCCUUUUCCUUUUUCCCUUUCACCGGUUGUUUCGUUCUGCCUUUGUUCUUCACCCUUAGAGGUUUUUCCUUUUUCUGUAAUUUUUUUUCCUGCGUUGCGCUCGGUGGUGUAAAUAUAUUUUUAAAGGGCGUAAUUAUCAAGGAACCAUGGACAGUUUUUUCA